Messenger RNA from Magnusiomyces paraingens, 612 nucleotides. RefSeq lists its product as uncharacterized. Bases 1 to 612 code for a protein of 203 amino acids. The transcript has a single exon. The record is from RefSeq and is a predicted model, not a curated record. NCBI's taxonomy places the organism in Eukaryota, Fungi, Ascomycota, Dipodascomycetes, Dipodascales, Dipodascaceae.
AUGGUUGCUAUCAAGUCUGUCACUCUUUUCUCUGUCCUUGCUGCUCUUGUUGCUGCUGCUCCUGCUGCUGCUCCUGCCGCUUCUAACGAGCUUAAGGCCCGCUCUGCUGAGGAAAUCCUUGCUCCUUAUGUUGAGAUUGCUAAGCGUGAAGCUGAGGCCUCUCCUGCUGGCGCCCUUAGUCUUACUUCUAUCACCACUCUUAUUCUUUCUCUCAGCGCCUUCCUUUCCUCUGCUCUCACAUCCCUUUCUACUCUUGACCUUAACGGUGAUUUGAGCGCUGUUGGUGAUCUCCUCACUAACCUUACUACAGUUGUUACUCAGCUUAUUACGGCUCUCACUGGCUUCACUGUUGGCUCUGGUCUCAGUGCUUCUCUCAGCACUCUUCUUAUCAAGACUGGUCUUAAGACUCUUCUUAACCUCCUUCUUACCAUUGUCAACCAGCUUGUUUCCGAGCUCACUGGCAAGACUCUUUCUACCACCCUCAUCAGUAUUAUUGCUUCUCUUCGUGAUACUCUUAACAACCUUUCCACUCUCCUUGGCUCUUCUGGUCUUGGCGAUGGUGUUACCAGCAUCAUUGCCUCGAUUGUUGCUCUUCUCAAUACCCUCCUUUAA